AAAAUUGGAGCAAUUGGUGGAACUCGCUGGGAACAUUCAAAAUCCAAAGGAGAGAGCCGACAGAGUGGGGUCAAGUGUGAAUGAAAAUGCUGAAACUGAAACCGACAUAUGCACCCUAAAUUGCUUGUGUCAGUCAACACUUGCAAGUGAGAAAGACAAAACACUCAAACAGGGUGAUGUUAUGUGCCACUCCCACUACUACUGCUCUGCUGUGUCUCACUCUAUCUGUCUCUUUGAAUACUGUGCCAAAAUUCCACACACAAACAAACAGAUAACAUAACAGAAGAAGAACUCAAGAGAUGGAGAGUGGCGGUAAUGGGAAGAGAGCACAUGAAGAAGCGGGGCCUUCAUCUGGGAUUGAUGGAAGGAAACUUGAAAUGACUGAAAAAGCGAGUGAUGAUGAUAAAGAAGAGGAGGAGGAGGAGGAGGAGGAGGAAGAAGGAGCCAUUGAAGAUAGCAAAAAUGGUUUUUUUGUUCCUGGGCCUCUUCUUUCUCUCAAGGAACAGAUCGAACGGGACAAGGAGGACGAAAGCCUAAGGAGAUGGAAAGAGAAGCUGUUGGGUUGCUUGGAAAGUGAUAUAGAUGGUCAAUUGGAUCCUGAAGUGAAAUUUCACUCCAUAGGAAUUCUCUCUGAGGAUUUUGGUGAAAUUGUCACUCCUCUACCUGUGGAUGAAAAUCGCAAUGGCUGUACUCUAUUUACUCUCAGGGAGGGGUCUCGCUAUCAGCUUAAGCUAAAAUUUAGUGUUCUGCACAACAUUGUGUCUGGCUUGACAUACUCCAACACUGUGUGGAAAGGAGGGCUUCAAGUUGAUCAGAGCAAAGGAAUGUUGGGUGCUUUUGCUCCUCAAAAGGAGCCAUAUGUAUACGCCUUGAAGGAGGACACCACUCCUUCCGGUGCACUUGCAAGGGGUGUUUACUCAGCCAAACUUAAGUUUGAAGAUGAUGACAGAAGGUGUCACAUGGAACUCAAAUAUUUAUUCGAGAUAAAAAAGAGAAGCUAGUCCGGUUUUUCUGACACCAUGUUUUUAUAUAUCCUCCCAAAAUCCUUAAUUAUAUUUCUGAACAUGUGUUAUGGAUGCUACAGCUUUGUAUUUGUUUCCUAAUACACAGAAAGGGGAUGGACUCCGUUAUGAAAUUCUGAUGGCUCUCUUUUUUUUUU
Messenger RNA from Glycine soja, 1159 nucleotides. Its product is annotated as rho GDP-dissociation inhibitor 1-like. Gene Ontology annotation, molecular function: Rho GDP-dissociation inhibitor activity; protein binding. NCBI's taxonomy places the organism in Eukaryota, Viridiplantae, Streptophyta, Magnoliopsida, Fabales, Fabaceae. The transcript has 5 exons. Gene Ontology annotation, biological process: Rho protein signal transduction. The record is from RefSeq and is a predicted model, not a curated record. Gene Ontology annotation, cellular component: cytoplasm; cytosol; membrane. The coding region runs from base 300 to 1001 and encodes 233 amino acids.